Molecule: messenger RNA, 789 nt
Organism: Coniophora puteana RWD-64-598 SS2
Lineage: Eukaryota; Fungi; Basidiomycota; Agaricomycetes; Boletales; Coniophoraceae
Exons: 8
Coding region: 65-658 (197 amino acids)
Cellular component (GO): membrane; mitochondrion; cytoplasm
Source: RefSeq, a predicted model, not a curated record
CCUUCCUUCCCCGCAUUUUUCACCCCCUUGCCAUCCACCUCCUCCAUUUCGUGCCUGAGCAGUAAUGGCAUCCCUUUUGAGAAUGUUCAACGCGUCCUUGAUUCGCCGUCCGUACACUGCCCAGUGCGCGACCGCUGCUGUUCUGUUUGGUACGGGCGACAUCAUUGCUCAGCAGGCCAUCGAGAAGCGGGGGAAGAACCACGAUUUCGCUCGUACCGCUAGGCUCACGUUUUAUGGUGGUGCACUGUUUGGACCGGCCAUCACGAAGUGGUUCCAGGUAUUGAACCGCAUCCAGUUCUCUAGCCCUACGAAAGCGGUCGUCUACCGUGUAUGGCUUGACCAAUUCUUGCUCACGCCGGGGGCUGUGGCCUUUUUCUUUGGCUCUAUGAGUAUCAUGGAGGGCAAGGGCAUUUCAGGCGCACAGGAGCGGAUUAGCUCGGCAUAUGUCCCCACGCUCCUUCGUAACUGGGGCGUCUUUAUUCCAACUCAGAUAAUUAACUUCGCCAUCGUUCCCCCUCACCUGCGCUUCGUGGUUGUCAGCGUCGUCAGCUUGUUUUGGAACACUUAUCUAAGCGCCACUAAUGCAAGGCAACAAAACCUCGCGAUCGAGAACAAGAUCGAGGACGUCACGGAGGCGGUCAAGGAGAAGGUUGAAUAAGCAAAUACCUGGUCCCGCAGAAUGAAUAAUAGACAGUACAUAACGCAUACGUUACUCGCACAUCCAUGGACUCUUAAUACCUUCAAGUCCCAUCAGUACGUUAGAGUACACCACAUAGAGCUUUCCUUGAC